Messenger RNA from Sclerotinia trifoliorum, 3530 nucleotides. The record is from the annotation of a GenBank genome assembly. NCBI's taxonomy places the organism in Eukaryota, Fungi, Ascomycota, Leotiomycetes, Helotiales, Sclerotiniaceae.
UUUCAAUUCUCAAAAAACAUCGAUAUCAACAAAUAUCACAACAUAACAUGAUAAUUCGCAUACCGUUCUAUUGCACGCAACUCUUAAUUUCCUUUGCUUUUCUUUCCAUGAAUUAUUGCUUCUUACUUACCAACAUUGGAACAGCCCAAACAGACUUCCAUUCUUUUGCUUACUUGCUAUGAUAGUUGCUAUUCUGUUUACGGAUACUGCGCAGAAAUUGGUUGAUGCGUUAAACUCAAAAUAAGCAGUUGGUUCACAUUUAUUCAGAGGGGCUUCCAAAUACUGAUGACAUGAAGUUCGGAUGAAUAUCAUGGAGCAUGAAGGGUUGAAAACUAUCUCAGAGAGUUUCACUCCAGUGCGACGCAAAGAAUCAACAUUGAAUGAUGGGAGGUUUGGUCGGGAUGCUGAGAAGGAAUGGACUGCAGCUCGGUGUAAUCGAUUACUACGACCUUUGACUUCUCGAAUUGCAAUUUUAUGUAAGGCUAAACAGGACUCUCUUAAUUGUAUGAAAGUUCAAUCUAAAAAGGGCAAAUGGGCUUCUGAUCCAAACAUUGACACACCAGGCAAGGAGAUUACCAAUAAUAAUGCAGGCUGGGUUGGGCGGAAGAGAGUUAAAAGGAAAUACUCUGGAAGGGCAGGUACCAAAAGACCGGAGCAACCUAUUGCCAAUGCAGAACCUUUUGUCAAAGUAGCCUCGAAUGGCAGAGGCUCAUCGUCAUCGGUCCCUGGAGAAAUUGUGGUUCCAACGCCAUUACUCAACCGAGCCUGGAGAAAAUCCGCUUCACCAUAUCGCGCAAUACCCUACAAAGGAAAUGCUCCCGAGCAUUGCCAACAAAUGAGCAUAGAUUCGGUUUCUGAUAGGCAAACUAAAGCUCGAGUUUUAGGGGCCAGCAAGACGCACACUACAGGAUCGCAAGCAUUAUGCAAAAUUCGCAAUACGAUGAGUCCUGCUCGCUUCAAUAUCUAUGAAGGUAUUUAUAAUGGUCUCGAAGGAUUACUCAGGGCAACCCAUCCUAUUGCACCAAAAGGUCAUGAAAAGGGACCUAAGUCAUUACUAUCCCUGUGUCUCGCAACAGUGCCAAAAUACAUUACCAUGGAGGAGAAGUUAUUAUAUAGUGAGAUUGAAAGAGUAGGGUCCUAUUCGGCCAUCGAGAAGAGGGAUAUCUCUACAGAAAUUUAUGAUGACCUCGAGUUGUUUGGUUCAUGUGGUCGCGGUUGGAAACAUCUUCAAAGUGUAGUCCGAUCGCAUGGUGUUCAAAUGAUUCGUGAUGCGAUUUUGGGAGAUCUUUUGGAAUAUAAAUUCUGUGAAAUACUCGUCGAUCUUUGUAUAUAUUCAGGGCAUCACGAAGAAGCAGAACUAAUACUAUCAAGUCUACUUUCAGCAUACAAGUUUCCUGCCCCAUACAGAAGUUUUUCAGAUCAUGUCUCACAUGGGCCACUAUCGAAAAUUCGAAAAUUCGUCGAAGUCACGAAUCGUACCUGGUAUGAAUAUCGACAAAUCUCUAUCUUAAUUAAAAAUGGAACUCUUCCGCUUCCUUGGGUAGCAACUGCAGCCUUUACUCCCAUUUGGAAUGGUUUGAUGCAGGACCUAUUGUUGGAUCAUGCGAGAGCAGAUGCUGCGAUGUUCAUGAAUACUGUCCUGCCAUGUCUUGUGGAAUAUUUGUCAUCAUCUGAUUUCUCGUCGGAUGCGGACCUCUAUAAGAUGUGCAGAUCUACAUUAUUAACCGUGCUGACAACAAUCUCAUCUAUCAUCCUGCUCGGCAGAGGUGAGGAAGGAUUUGGAGCCGCACACGAGUGGAGAAUGUCUGAAUCCAUGUCCGACAAUGAAAUUGUAGGACGCCAGCCGGUGGCAGCCGACAGCCCUUUAGGGUCUCUGACAACACAUAAGAUAAGAGAUUCUAAUCGCACCGCCACGAUUAGCGACACUCAUUCAAAGCUUUUGAAGGACUGCGUGAGACUCAUAAGGCGUAAUACUAAGGAGACUGAUUUACAAAGUACCAUUUUACUUUUGGCAUGUUUAGUGACGGAGCCUAAUGCAGAGGAUAUUUCAGAUCUCAUCAUUGAUACUUUGUGUCUAAUGUAUGAAGAAGACACAGAUGAUGAAAAUCUAAGUGCUGAAAUUCCUUCUCGGCUCGCCCAUAAGACUUUGUACAAUGAGGCUGUGAGCUUCUUAUCUUCUGUGGCUCGUUGCUGUGGUAAAGGGGCCUCUACCUCCGGGUUUGAAUAUCUUCAAUACAUACAUUGGAGGCUCAAGAUGGUUACUGCGGGUAGACGCUCGAAGGCCAUGACUAUUUGGCAUGGAAUUAUCGUGGAUAGCGCAUUUGCUUUCGCCCAAGCAACACCGGGCCAAAAAUAUCUUGACUACGCGGAUUCUUUGGAUGGCGAGCUUCAUGCUGAAAGCUCGAAAAGACCUGGCGGGGCGAGGAAAGAGGCUUACCACGAACCAGCAGCUUUUCGGUGGGAAGAGGGUAUCAGCUCCUGGGUAACAGCAACGCCUGCUAUCAAUAACAGCAAAUUCAAGAUUAUACCUAUAAACUUUCAGAGUGACGAGGCCGAGUUUGAAUCACCUUCUUCGGCCCGCUCACAACGGCCUGUGCAAUUAACUCGAGGGACUAAGAGGAAAUGCGAUGACAAUAAACACGACCAACCUGUUGAGCCAGAGACGAAACUAACGUCAAGGUGUCAAAAGAGAGCACGCGGACAGAAGGCUGCUACUUUCAAUGUCUGGAAUUGUGAUAGCGGUGAUGAUGAGCUCAACUCCAGCUACGAAUCUUCUGAAAAUACCCAUGUUUUGAAAAAUCUUCAAAAUGUAGAAACCCGACGUCGAUCAAAGCUUCGGACAAAAAGCCAAAAAGCGAGCCUAACCACCAAUUGCAAAAAAGAGUUAUUCAGCGAAGAUGAGCUGGGCAUAUGAGGAAGGAAUACAUCCGCUAUAUCUUUAAAUAGCGAAAUUGGGAAGAUAUAAGUUAUGGAACGAUAAUGUUUCAUUUGGAAUCCACGGAUUUACAUUUUGGCAGGUCUGGCGAAACGGUUACUCUACCAUUUAUAGAAUUAUGAGUAGAAUUUCAGGGUAGGUGUAACCAUGAGUUUCACUGGUCAGAAUCUGUGAUAUAGACAACGCUCAUGAUCUGUCUAUAAUGAGACGAUCAUAGACAGUCGCAUUACCAGGAUAGCGUUAUUAUCGUCAAAAGGCGAUGGAGAGACCUCAGGACCCCUAAUGAUGCGAUGGUUAGUGCAUGGCGAAUUUCUGCAAAGGAGACAUAAAAGUAUAGACGGACGUUCUGAUGGGAACUUGGGGCGCUAGAUGUGAACGGUGGACAUCUAAAGCUCGCUACCUAGUCAAAGAAAGUUGUCAUAUUGGAGUAUAUAAUGCUUUACGCAUCACGGAACAAACACAGCUAGGAAAGCUCUUGUAUAUUGCAGUGUAGUGUAGCGUUGGAGGUUGGGAUCUCCUCGGGCUAUUUACACCCUGGCCAGUGGAUAUGUCAGUCUUGAAUGUAUGGAGUACACAUGAACAUUUUCUCGCAGAA